AUGAAGUGGGUUGGGUUUGAGAAUGGUGAGAUUGGAGAGGAGAAUCUUGGAUCUCUCGUUUUUGCCAGACUUGAAGUGAACAGUAAAAGGAAGGGCCAAUACAUCAAUAACCCAGGAAGUAUGAGUACAGGAGGAUCAACUCCUAUUAGUUCUAGUGCUGGAUCAGUUAAUACUGGUGCUAAUGUUGGAGAUGGAGGUAGUCAUGAAGAUUGUCAAAUAUAUGAUAAAACUCCAUUGUGGGCAUUUGUGAAGAAGAUUAGGAAGUCUGCAAGUGGAGGAGAUAUAGGAAAGAAGAGGAAAACAGUUGCUGGUUCUAGUUCCAUUGAGAAAGCCUUUCAAAACUCGGCUAGGGAAGAAUGUGAUGCUGAGAUUGCAAGGAUGUUCUACACCGGUGGUCUACCAUUCAAUUUGGCAAGAAAUCCACAUUACCGGAACUCUUAUAUUCGUGCUUCUACUCUCCCGGGAUAUGUUCCACCAGGUUACAAUGCCAUAAGGACUACACUUCUUGCAAAGGAAAAGAAGAAUAUCGAGAAACAUCUGCAACCACUCAAACUUUCAUGGAAGGAUAAAGGUGUGAGUAUAUGUAGUGAUGGUUGGUCCGAUGCACAAAGAAGACCAUUGAUUAAUGUGAUUGCUAUUUCUGAGAGUGGUCCGAUGAUGUUGAGAGCUGUAAAUUGUGAGGGAGAAUACAAGGACUCGGAAUUAAUUGCAAACUUGAUUAUUGAAUCCAUCAAAGAAGUUGGAUAUGAAAAUGUAGUGCAAGUGAUUACCGACAAUGCUCCCGUUUGUGCAAAAGCCGGUGCAGCGAUAGCAAGUAAGUAUCCUACUAUUUUUUGGACACCAUGUGUAGUUCACACAUUAAAUCUUGCUCUGAAGAAUAUUUGCACACCUUCUAAUUGCUUGAGCAAUAUAGACGUAUAUGACCCAUGUUCUUGGAUACAACCUAUUGCGGAGCAUGUUAUGUAUAUUAAGAACUUCAUAAUGAAUCAUGGAAUGAGAUUAGUUAUGUUCAAUGAUCAUUGCCCUUUGAAGUUGCUUUCGGUUGCUCCCACAAGGUUUGCAUCUACGAUUAUUAUGUUUAAGAGGUUUAAGGCAAUUAAGAAUGGUUUUGCAACAAAUGGUGAUUAG
This is a messenger RNA of Argentina anserina (silverweed cinquefoil), 1128 nucleotides long. RefSeq lists its product as uncharacterized. The transcript has 4 exons. The record is from RefSeq and is a predicted model, not a curated record. NCBI's taxonomy places the organism in Eukaryota, Viridiplantae, Streptophyta, Magnoliopsida, Rosales, Rosaceae. Bases 1 to 1128 code for a protein of 375 amino acids.